This is a messenger RNA of Galleria mellonella (greater wax moth), 1476 nucleotides long. It is a transcript of the gene SerRS-m, whose product is annotated as serine--tRNA ligase, mitochondrial. The coding region runs from base 159 to 1421 and encodes 420 amino acids. Gene Ontology annotation, molecular function: ATP binding; serine-tRNA ligase activity; tRNA binding. Gene Ontology annotation, biological process: mitochondrial seryl-tRNA aminoacylation. Gene Ontology annotation, cellular component: mitochondrion. The transcript is spliced from 4 exons. Lineage: Eukaryota; Metazoa; Arthropoda; Insecta; Lepidoptera; Pyralidae. The record is from RefSeq and is a predicted model, not a curated record.
CUUGGAUGGGAAUGGUAACAUAGAUUAAAAAAAUUUACAUUCGUAAUCCUGUGUAAGAUGAAAAUUAAAAAUCAAAACAAAAUAUCGUUAUCCUAGCUAGAAAAUAAAAAUCAUUAUCCUAAUUAUAGUUUGGGUAAAAGAAUAAAUUUUAAAUUAUCAUGUUGUCACGUAAAGUAUUUCAAAUAAAUCAAGUAAAAUUUGCGAGAUUGUGGUCCUCAAUUCCUGAUAUUGAUAUUGAUUAUUAUUGUAAUUCUAAAAAUAUUGCAGAAAUUAGGAAUAAUAUUAACUUAAGAAAAGGCGUCGGUAAUAUUGAUCGCGUUUUAGAAGUGUUUAAUAAGUUAAAUUCUUUUCCUACAUGUCAUACCUCUCAUGAAGUUUUAAAGCAAGAUUUAUAUAAAGAACUUAGUUCUUUACCGAAUAGAACUCACCCUUCGGUUCAAAAGUAUGCUGAUUCUCCACACGUAGUAGAAGAACUUAAUCAGAAAAGAGAUUUUGGUAAGGAUACACCGUUGGAAUUCAGUGACAUAACAAGACGUUUAAAUUUGAUGAGGACAGAUAAAUUAGGCCACACAUGUGGCCACAAGAGUUAUUACUUUUUAGGGGAAUUGGCAGAAUUAGAAGAAGCACUAAUUAAAUAUACAAUAACAAUGCUAUUAGACAAGAAUUUCCAAUUAGUGUCUGUCCCUGACAUUUUAUCUAGAAAUGUUUUAGAAAGUUGUGGAAUGUCGGUUAAUAGUGAUAGAACACAGAUAUACUCCUUAGAUGCUACUCACCAUGGACCAGAUUUGUACCUAUCAGGCACAGCAGAGAUGUCACUAGCAGGUUUAUUAAUGAAUUCAACACACUCUGUAUUCAAUCUUCCUCUUAAACUUGCUGCUGUAAGCAGAUGUUAUCGUGCAGAGACUUCUAACAUCAUAGAGGAAAGGGGGAUAUAUAGAGUUCAUCAGUUUACUAAAGUUGAAAUGUUUGCUGUCACUACACCUGAACAAUCAGAAGACAUGUUAGAGUAUCUCCGGAAAGUUCAACAAGAAUUGUUUUUACCUCUUGGAUUCCAUAUGAGAGUACUAGAUAUGCCUCCGUUUGAAUUAGGUGCACCUGCUUACAGAAAAUAUGACAUAGAAGCAUGGAUGCCUGGCCGCAACAAUUAUGGCGAGAUAUCUAGCUGUAGUAAUUGUACAGACUACCAAUCUAGAAGAUUACAUAUUAAGUAUACAGACAAUAAUGUCAGAAAGUAUGUUCAUACAUUGAAUGGAACUGCUUGUGCAAUACCAAGAAUAUUAAUUGCAUUAUUGGAAACCCAUCAAGACCCCAAAGGAAAAAUAUUUAUUCCACAAGUAUUACAGCCAUAUAUGAAUGGUAAAAAAUAUAUUUCCAAAAAUAUAAUUACACCUGAAUUAAAGUUAAUGAAAAUAAAAAAAUGAAAGAUUGUUGAUAUUUAAUUUUAUUUAAUAAAAUUUAUUUUUGCUUUAAUCUCAA